AUGAAAUCCCAAAGGAGACUCAGACCACAAACUGUGCAGUGCUUAGUUGCUCAGUUGUGUCCCACUCUUUGCAACCCCAGGGACUGUAGCCCACGAGGCUCCUCUGUCCAUGGGGAUUCUCCAGGCAAAAAUACUGGGGUGGGUUUCCAUGUCCUCCAGGGGAUCUUCCCAACUCAGGAAUUGAACCCAGGUCUCCCACAUUGCAGGUGUAUUCUUUACUAUGUGAGCCACCAGGGGACCGCAGGACUACCUCCAGCCCUCAAACACCUGUUUUCCAGUACAAAAGAUUCUGCACCAGCUAGAAGUGGGUAUCCUUACACCAAAUGA
This is a messenger RNA of Rangifer tarandus platyrhynchus (Svalbard reindeer), 327 nucleotides long. NCBI's taxonomy places the organism in Eukaryota, Metazoa, Chordata, Mammalia, Artiodactyla, Cervidae. The record is from the annotation of a GenBank genome assembly.